Molecule: messenger RNA, 4096 nt
Organism: Salvia miltiorrhiza (redroot sage)
Lineage: Eukaryota; Viridiplantae; Streptophyta; Magnoliopsida; Lamiales; Lamiaceae
Product: protein unc-13 homolog
Exons: 26
Coding region: 577-3747 (1056 amino acids)
Source: RefSeq, a predicted model, not a curated record
CUUUCUCAUUGUUCAAACCGAAGCAAAUUUCUCUGCUAUGUGAAAACUGGAAUUUCGAUGGAGUUCUCGAAUGGUUUAUUGCGGCGCUAUCGCGACGAUCGCCGCAAGCUACUGGAGUUCCUCUUGUCGUCCGGCCUCAUCAAAGAAAUCACCACUCCGGCGGAUAUCGAAUUCGAUCAUCUCAGCGCUGAUUACGUUCUCGAAUGCAUUCACUCCGGUAUAUAUACAUAUGUGUGUGCGCGCGCGUCUCCGUGGUCGUGUUAUUGAUGUAUGUCGGUGUAUAAUUUUGAGCUGAGGCAUGCGCAGAACAGCUAGCUGUUGUUACUUCUGUGUGAUAAAUUUUGUAUGAGCUGAAGCUAGCAGCUAUUUCGGGACCAAAUAUUACAGUUCUUUUUUUCCCCUUCUUCUUUUGGCGCGAAGAGAUGCGUCGGGAAUUUAUGGUUCUGAUUUUUGAGCUUUUAGAUGACCGGGGUCUCAUUUAUGAAUUUGCUUGUGGAGUAGUACAUUUAUGGUGGCGUGCUUGACGUUUCUCAAGCAACAAGGAGGUAUCAUGAUGAGUCUUCACAUCCAAUAGCGAUGCACUUGCAAUCGGGAGAUGUUUUUUACCUUCUCUCGGGAACAGAAUCAGCUGGAUCUCCACCUCGUCGUGUUCCACCACCAAUCGCCAUGAACCGGAAAGUGAACGAAAAAGGAGACUUUGUUGAAAGACAUAAUUCUGCUGAAAGAUCGCAUAUCUCAAGUCAGGAGACUGGGAUUAAUUGUCAAGAAAAUACUGCCCCAUGUGUGCAUAAUACGAUUGUUCGUUUAGUAGGAUUACCAAAUCUAAGAACAGGUUUACGGGAUGAUGACUUGCGGGAAACUGCGUACGAAGUGUUUCUUGCAUGUAUGCUUUUUUCCGGGUUAGAAAUCCAUUCAACUGAGGGUAGAAAGAGAGAAAAAAGUUCUAAGUUCCUUUCUGGGUUAAAAAAUAGAAAAGAUAAACGGCAUAUAGAAUCUGCACCUAUUGAAAGUCAUUUGAAGGUCCUUGACACAAUUCGCUUACAAAUGCAGAUAUCUGAAGCUGCAGAUGCUUUUAUUAGGCGAAGAUUGACGCAGUUUGUGAUGGGGAAAGCUUGCGCUCAAAUUGAUGUUCCACAAUUAUCCUUGGUUCUCUUGACUGGUUUAUUAAGAUCUGAUUUUCCAAGCGAGAAAUCAUACCUCCAUUGGAAAAGCAGACAAGCAAAUAUUUUCGAAGAACUAGUUCGUUCUGACCAUAAGAAGACUGAAAAAGAGAUGAUCGAGGAGUCACUUGCAAAAAUCAGAAAUCAUAAGGAAUGGGAUAUGAAGAUGUCCUCUUCACAACGGAGCGAUGUUCUUUUAACUCUUCGACAAGUUGCUUUGGCAUUCUCAUCUAUACCUGGGCGCUUUGGAGUAGAGGGUGAAACAUACUACUGGACCAGUGGUUAUCAUCUGAACAUUAGACUGUAUGAGAAGCUGCUUUUUGGUCUAUUUGACGUUUUGGAAGAAAGCCAGAUCAUAGAGGAAGCAGAAGAGAUCCUGAAGUUGGUGAAAUUGACUUGGUCAAUGUUGGGCAUUACAGAGAGACUGCAUCACACAUUAUUUGCUUGGGUGCUUUUUCAACAGUUUGUCACAACUGAAGAGGCAAUACUAUUGGACCAUGCUAUUCAUGAAGUAGAGCAUGUUUUAUCUGCUGAAGUUAAUGAUGACAAAGAAGUGGCCUACAUGAGGAGCUUGACAUGUCCUGCCGUCCGCACUGAGUGUGAAACUAGAUCGGAUUUGCUGCAAUCCAUAUUUCUUUCAAUCAGUUUGUGGUGUGACAGUAAAUUGCAGGAUUAUCAUCUAUAUUUCAGUCAGAAACCUACGUUCUUUGAGAGGGUGUUGACAAUGGGAUUAUCCACUGGGACUCGAGAUUUUAUUCCACAUGGAAAUAUCCAGUUUACAGGAUAUUUCCUUCCUGAUGAGGUUGUUACUCAAAAGAUCAGAGUAUAUGUUGAGAAAACUUUAUAUACUGCUUGCAGGAGGGUUAUUGAUGUUACUAUUGGCUCUACAAAAGGUAAGAUGCAUCCGCUGGCUAUUCUUGCAAGUGAACUCAAACAGAUUGCUGAGAAGGAUGUAUCCAUAUUCAGCCCUGUCCUACGUCGUUGGUAUCCUGAAUGUGCUAUGGUCCCAGUCAAGAUGUUACACCAAUUUUACGGUGAAAAACUGAAACCGUUUAUGAAGGAUAUUACAAGUGUCACUGAGGAUGUCAGGAGAGUGCUUCCCGCAGCUUAUGAACUUGAGUGUUGCCUUAUUGAAUUCUACUCUUCAGCUUUUAAAGACAACAAUUUGAACUAUAGCCGAGAAUUUGAGCGUUAUCCGAUUGCUGAAAUUUCAAAGUCUUUCAUUUUGGAUUGGGUAGUUGCACAACAUGAAAGAAUUCUGGAAUGGACUGGACGUGCUUUUGAUCUUGAGGACUGGGAACCUCUGUCAGCUCAGCAAAAGCAUGCAGCUUCAGCAGUUGAAGUGUUUAGAAUUAUAGAGGAGACGGUAGAUCAAUUUUUUGAGUGGAGCCUCCCAAUGGACAUAACUCAUUUACAAGCUCUACUAUCAAUAAUUUUCCACAGCCUGGAUACCUAUUUGUCAAAAGUGAUAAGGCAGUUAGUUGAGAAGCAAAAACUGUACCCAUCUCCUCCUCCAUUGACUCGCUACAAGGAAGCAACAUUUCCUAUUGUCAAGAGAAAGGUCGUUGAGAGUUCGAUUGCUGAUCAUGAAAUAUAUAAACAGUUGGAUGAAUUGACGUCUUCCAAACUAUGUAUCAGAUUGAACACUUAUCGAUAUAUUCAAAAACAAAUUGCCAUACUUGAAGAAGGCAUUAGGAAGUCUUGGGGAUCUGUGACAUCAUACAGAAUAGACAGAUAUUCAACAGAGAGAACUCAUGCAACUUUGGAACCAACAGAUGUUAAUGGUGAAUCAGUUUCUGAGCUUUUUGUUGCCACGCUGGAUUGCAUCAGGGAUUCUGCUGCUCAGGGUAUUAGGAAGACUAGCGAUUUUCUAGGCGCCAAAAUUGUGUUCUGGGAUAUGAGAGAUUCAUUUUUAUCUUAUCUAUACUAUGGGGGCGUCGAAGGAAAUCGUUUAGAUGCUAUACUGCCCCAAUUUGAUAAGGUCCUGAAUGAUGUAUGUAGUGUGAUUGACGAUACUAUCAGAGACCUUGUAGUGUCAAGCAUUUGGAAGGCAUCAUUGGAAGGAUUUAUGUGGGUUUUGCUUGAUGGAGGCCCUUCACGUGCAUUUUCUGAUUCAGAUACUGUUUUGAUUGAAGAAGACUUCAAUAUGUUAAAGGAGUUAUUUAUUGCUGAUGGGGAAGGCCUCCCUCGUUCAUUGGUUGAAGAGGAAGCAAAAUUUUACCGUCAAGUUCUUGGCUUCUUUUCCCUUCAGACACAAUCCUUGAUCAAGAUGCUGAUGGCAUCCAGCCAACACAUUUCAGCUGGUGGGAAUACAUAUAAACAAGGUCAAAGAUACCGUGGGGAUACUCACACUUUGAUACGAGUAUUAUGCCAUAAGAAAGAUAGGGAAGCUUCAAAGUUCUUGAAAAGGCAUUAUCGGUUUCCUGCCUCUUCCGAAUAUGAUGAGACUGCAUCGGAGAGUUCCAGUUUUGGUUCUCCUUUUGUUGCAGACAUGUUGAAGCGCGGUGCAUCUUUGCGUUGGUCUGAGAAAGGUCAUAGCAGCUUCAAGUCCAUAACAAAGAAAUUUCAAGAAGUGACGUGGAAAUAAGAUUUGUGGCACGGUGAAAUACAGUUACAGAUGGCCAUUAGCAACAAGCAUCUGAAUCACAUGAGUAUUUCGAAAACUGCAAUUACUCAUGCGUCAGAUAACAUAGAGUUGUAGCAGAGAGUUUGGUGAUCUAUUCCUUUCUACUCAAAAGAGGAGAGUGUAGUGACGCUUGUAGAAUAAAAUUAGCCCGAUUCAAACGCGCCUCUAAUCAGCCCUUGCUUUGAGCAAAUGCUUGAAAGUUGGAACUGGUGGAGCGAUUUUGGCUCAAAAAAGUUCAAAUUGCUGUUAGUGUAAAGGAACAACCUAUUCAUCAUUGUUGCUCAUAUAGAUGCACUUAUAUUUUCCAUUA